This is a messenger RNA of Oryza sativa Japonica Group (Japanese rice), 2106 nucleotides long. Lineage: Eukaryota; Viridiplantae; Streptophyta; Magnoliopsida; Poales; Poaceae. The record is from RefSeq and is a predicted model, not a curated record.
AAAAGGCGCAUCACGCCACACACAACCAUAUCCCGUGGGCCAUCUUGCGAGAAAUGGCUGCCUCCGGCGUUGACUCGGAGGCUUUGGCUACCCUGCUCCCCUCGCCAUUUCAUUGGCCGUUUCGUGGCCAUCCAUCACGAACUCGAUCGAUUCCCCUCUUCGAGCCCGUACCAAUUAUUAGCUAGUUUAACUCGUACGAUGAAUCACGCCGAAACACAAUAUAAAUGGUGGAGUCGGCUCGCUGUCAAACGCGCGGGAGCUCGCGCCACUUGUAAUUUUUCGCGUCUCCUCUCGUCCGGCACAGCACAGGAGCGCGGACUUGAAGACCUCAAGUAGCGAUUCGUCCGUGCGGCGCGGCGCAAGAAGGGAAGGGAAGGGGACUAGGGGAGGGCGAGAUGGCGGCGGCGGGGGCGUACUCGGCGAGCCUACCGGCGGUGCCGGACUGGCUGAACAAGGGGGACAACGCGUGGCAGCUGACGGCGUCGACGCUGGUGGGGAUCCAGUCGAUGCCCGGGCUGGUGGUGCUGUACGGCAGCAUCGUGAAGAAGAAGUGGGCGGUGAACUCGGCGUUCAUGGCGCUCUACGCCUACGCGUCGUCGCUGCUGGUGUGGGUGCUGGUCGGCUUCCGCAUGGCGUUCGGCGACCAGCUGCUGCCGUUCUGGGGCAAGGCCGGCGUGGCGCUGACCCAGAGCUACCUCGUCGGCCGCGCCACGCUGCCGGCCACCGCGCACGGCGCCAUCCCGCGCACCGAGCCCUUCUACCCGGAGGCCACGCUGGUGCUCUUCCAGUUCGAGUUCGCCGCCAUCACGCUCGUCCUCCUCGCCGGCUCCGUCCUCGGCCGCAUGAACAUCAAGGCCUGGAUGGCCUUCACCCCGCUCUGGCUCCUCCUCUCCUACACCGUCGGCGCCUUCAGCCUCUGGGGCGGCGGCUUCCUCUACCGCUGGGGCGUCAUCGACUACUCCGGCGGCUACGUCAUCCACCUCUCCUCCGGCAUCGCCGGCUUCACCGCCGCCUACUGGGUGGGGCCAAGGCUGAAGAGCGACCGUGAGCGGUUCUCACCGAACAACAUCCUGCUGAUGAUCGCGGGCGGCGGGCUGCUGUGGAUGGGGUGGGCCGGGUUCAACGGCGGCGCGCCGUACGCCGCCAACAUCGCGGCGUCGGUCGCCGUGCUCAACACCAACGUCUGCGCCGCCACCAGCCUCCUCAUGUGGACCUGCCUCGACGUCAUCUUCUUCCGCAAGCCGUCCGUCAUCGGCGCCGUGCAGGGCAUGAUGACCGGCCUCGUCUGCAUCACCCCCGGCGCAGGGCUGGUGCAGACCUGGGCGGCCGUGGUAAUGGGCAUCUUCGCCGGCAGCGUGCCGUGGUUCACCAUGAUGAUCCUGCACAAGAAGUCAGCGCUGCUGAUGAAGGUGGACGACACGCUCGCCGUGUUCCACACCCACGCCGUGGCGGGGCUCCUCGGCGGCAUCCUCACGGGCCUCCUGGCCACCCCGGAGCUCUUCUCCCUCGAGUCCACGGUGCCGGGACUCCGCGGCGCGUUCUACGGCGGCGGUAUCAAGCAGAUCGGCAAGCAGCUCGGCGGCGCCGCGUUCGUGAUCGCGUGGAACCUCGUGGUCACCACGGCCAUCCUCCUCGGCAUCGGCCUGUUCAUCCCGCUGCGGAUGCCCGACGAGCAGCUCAUGAUCGGCGACGACGCGGCGCACGGCGAGGAGGCCUACGCGCUGUGGGGCGACGGCGAGAAGUUCGACGCGACGCGGCACGACCUGUCGAGGGGCGGCGGAGGCGGCGACAGGGACGGCCCCGCCGGCGAGCGCCUCUCCGCCCUAGGCGCCAGGGGCGUCACCAUCCAGCUCUAGGCGCGCCACGCCACGCCACGCCGCGCCGCGCCGCGGCCUGGCCUCUAAUUACACGCGCGUUUGUACUGUUUUUGGACGUGUUAUUGUUUAGGAGUAGUGAAGUGAACCAACGAUUGACUGCAAGGUGAAGGGUGAGAACGCGAGAGACCAGACCACUAUAGUCUAUAGUACAUAUGGAUGCUGUAAUGAUGUUGAUCCGAGUUCGUUUUUCCAACACGAUAAAGGCCGACAUGCCUAUUAAAUUUUCCAA